Molecule: messenger RNA, 3165 nt
Organism: Plodia interpunctella (Indianmeal moth)
Lineage: Eukaryota; Metazoa; Arthropoda; Insecta; Lepidoptera; Pyralidae
Gene: ssh
Product: slingshot
Exons: 9
Coding region: 373-2967 (864 amino acids)
Biological process (GO): negative regulation of actin filament polymerization; actin cytoskeleton organization; protein dephosphorylation
Cellular component (GO): cytoplasm
Molecular function (GO): protein tyrosine/serine/threonine phosphatase activity; actin binding
Source: RefSeq, a predicted model, not a curated record
UAAAUUGUUAAUUGUCAGUGGGGAAAAAUGUAUUCUGGCAACUCUGAAACAUAACAUUCAUCCUUUGCUCCUUGUUCAUUUUUCGAUUCGGAAGUACAUAUUUAUUUCUUAAAUUUAGGGAAAGGUGUUUCAUUUGUGUAUUUAUUUUCUAUAGAAGUGUAUCAUGUACGUGUUUAGAUUAUUUUGUGGCGUAUGUAUUUAGGUCCCAUUUAUUUAGAAGUCAUUCACCUAACGAUUAGUAUGAUAAGUCAAUAUUUCUCUUUUUGUUUGUGAUUGUGUAUUACCUUAAGAUAAUGAUUCGUUAGCGCCAAUGUGGUAUGGCACUGGUUACAAUUCGACGUUCGCCAAGUGUGCAGGCACCAAAGAAAACGGAUGAGGACGAAAAAGUCAGUGAAGAUAUUGAAAAUGAUAUCGGAAGCCGUGGCAGCAAGAGGUAGCCUCAAUGAGUGUUACUUCGCGAACAAGGGUGCAGCCCUGGUGCUUGGCGGCGCAGAACGGGGCUGCGCGGACCAGCGUCGGUCGCCGGCGAGGGCCUACCCUCAGCCAGACAUACAGCACCAUCUCCAGUCCAUGUUCUAUCUGCUGCGGCCCGAGGAAACGCUUAAAAUGGCGGUGAAACUGGAGAGUGCCCACGCCGGCCGCACCAGGUACCUGGUGGUGGUGUGCCACCACGAGGAGGCAGCUCUGCUGGGCAUCGAUUGCAACGAGCGCACCACUGUGGGGUUGGUGCUGCGGGUGCUCGCAGACACUUCCAUCAAGCUAGACGGCGAUGGAGGGUUUAGCGUGUGCGUGUGCAAUCAACAACACAUAUUCAAGCCGGUGUCGGUUCAGGCCAUGUGGUCCGCGCUGCAGACGCUGCACCGAGCAAGCAGCCGCGCGCGCGCGUGCAACCACUUCGCGGGGGGCAGCUCGCACGCCUGGUGCGAGUACUACGAGGGCCACGUGGACUCCGACCGCUCCUGCCUCAACGAGUGGCACGCCAUGGACAGCAUCGAGUCCCGCCGCCCACCCUCGCCGGACUCGCUCAGGCUCAAGCCAAGAGAGAGAGAAGAGACGGAACGGGUGAUUCGAUGUACACUGAAGGAGAUCAUGAUGAGCGUGGACAUCGACGAGGUGACCAGCAAGGUGAUACGUGGUCGGCUCGAGGAGGAACUUGAUAUGGACCUGACCGAGUACAAGUCCUUCAUUGACCAGGAGAUGCUCACGAUCCUGGGCCAGAUGGACGCGCCCACUGAGAUAUUCGACCACGUGUAUCUAGGCUCCGAGUGGAACGCUAGCAAUCUUGAGGAACUACAACGAAACGGGGUUAGACACAUAUUGAAUGUGACGAGAGAAAUCGAUAAUUUCUUCCCUGGUAUGUUUGAUUAUCUAAAUAUAAGAGUUUAUGAUGACGAAAAGACUGAUCUCCUUAAACACUGGGAUAACACUUACAAGUACAUAAAUAAAGCGCGGAACACGGGGUCGAAAGUGCUCGUCCAUUGUAAAAUGGGCAUCAGUAGAUCCGCCUCCGUCGUGAUCGCGUACGCGAUGAAAGCAUUCAACUGGAACUUCGAUAAAGCACUCAAACACGUUAAAGCGAAAAGGAAUUGCAUCAAACCGAACACAAAUUUUUUAAAUCAAUUGGAAACGUACCAGGGGAUCCUAGACGCCAUGAAGAAUAAGGAAAAAUUGCAACGGUCCAAAUCUGAGACCAAUCUCAAAUCACCCAAGACUACUCUGAAAGCGGAAAGCAAAGCGACAGAUCCGCUGCCGCUGAGUGUGGCGGCGCGUGGUCGCGUGCGGCCGCGCUCGUGGUCGCCCGACUCCCGCCUCGCCUGCGAACUGCUGCCGCCCACCUCCGUGUCACUCGAGAACCUCGCCAUCCAGACGCGCCAUAUCCUCAUGCCUUACGCCAACGGCUGCUACAGCGUCUCCCCCAACCAGAUCAUCCGCCUCAAGGAGGAGGGCGCGCCUUCCGUCAAACACAUCGUCAACGAGAUCGAGAACGCGGCCGGCGAACGCCGAGAUUCCAACAAGAGAUAUCAGAGAUUAAUUUUUAGCGUUCAGACGGAAUCUUCGUAUCUUAAAUCUAUAGAAACGCCACCUACUUUGCCGCCGGGCGAGGCGAAAGCGCAGCAAGUUUCACCCACCCGGAAUAUAAGUCACAAAUAUCCCGAUCCGAACGUAGAAGAUGAAAAAAUACACACGUGGGACCCCGGGGAGACGCCGUGGCGAGGGGAGGACGGCGGGAGGAACGUUAGCGAUAGUGAAAACAUAGUGAAAAGUGAUAGUGGAAUCGUGGACGUGAAGACGAAAACGAGUGACGUUUAUUCAAAUUUAGGAGAGCGUACGGGCGGGGCUGCGGGCGAGCGGGCGGGCAGCCGGCAGAGCUCGUGCAGCUCGCUGGACAGCGCCGUGGGCCCCGAGCUGUCGCGGCACUCGUCGUGGGGCUCCGGGGACCCGCGCGCGCGGCCCGCGCGUGACGACCUGGCCAGCAUCCGCGAGCGCCCGGACCCCUGCGCGCUGCUGCGCGAGCUGGCCGCGUGCGCCUGGAGCGGCCGUCUGUCCGCGUCCGCGCCCGCCGACACGUGGCUGCGCGCAGGGCUGCGGCGCCGCCGACCCGCCGCCGCCUCUCACGGCGACUUGCCGCGCCGCUCGGCGCCGCCCGCGCCCGGCCUGGUCAGCAACCUCAAGAAGGAGUUCGAGGCGCUGUCGGAGGCGCGCGCGCGGCCGCCGGAGCCGCGGCCGCGGCCGGAGCCGCCGGCGCUGCGACACUCGUACUGCGGCGCGCGCGGCGACCGCCCGCCGCCCGCACCCACGGUCGUCUCCAUGGCGCCGCUGGACUACUCUAACGUGGUCGUCUCAACUGUGAUGUCGAAAGCUCAAAACAAAAAACAAUUGCAACACGGGAAGACUCAUCCGUUGACGAGGCUCAACAUAAAUCGGUCGAAUAAUAGAUGUUCAAAUCCUGUAUAUAAUACUAUGUAGAAAUAUUUAUGUUUUUUAUUUAUUACGAAUUCUUGCCAAACUCGAGAUUUUAUCUUUCUAGAGUUUUAUAUACUAUUUACAAAAUGAAAUCACAGUGUAUUUGUCUAUCACGUAAAUUGUAUAAUAUGCGGCUGUUUGUGCGUAGAAGAAUGUUAAAAAAGAAGAAAUAAAUUCAAUACAACUGUACAACUUUUAUAA